UAAUUUCGAUGAUAGCGGUCCUCAAUAUGAUUCUGCAGAAUCAAUCAUAAAUCAUGAACUUUUAGCACAACCACAUGAUGAUGACUAUUCGAGAGAAGCUUCGCCCAAACCUGGGCUUUUAUCCCAAAAUAGUUCAGCGAUACUAUCACAGAAGGAAAAUAAUAACUUAUUUGAAGUUAAUAAAUAG
Messenger RNA from Racocetra persica, 187 nucleotides. The record is from the annotation of a GenBank genome assembly. NCBI's taxonomy places the organism in Eukaryota, Fungi, Glomeromycota, Glomeromycetes, Diversisporales, Gigasporaceae.